This is a messenger RNA of Triticum turgidum subsp. durum (durum wheat), 2202 nucleotides long. The record is from the annotation of a GenBank genome assembly. Lineage: Eukaryota; Viridiplantae; Streptophyta; Magnoliopsida; Poales; Poaceae.
AUGGGUGUCUUGUAUUACAAAUAUAAGAGUGCAAAGGAAACUUACCCUGUGACGUUGCCCUACUCGUUCAUAUCCGUGUCUGAUCUCAAGCAGCUCAUCUUGUCGAGUAACCGGCACGGCGUCGGCCGUAGCCGCGGCCGCGGGCCCUGCGAGGAUAUCGCGCUCUCCAACGCCCAGACCGGCGAAGAAUAUGCAGAUGAAGAGGCAAUGAUACCACAGAAUGUAACCGUGCUGGUCCGCCGAACUGCUGGGCAAGAGUCAGAGAGUAUCGUCGUGAUGUCCUCGCGGAAAGUCAUAGAAGAUGGUUCAUUAGCUUCAAACAGAUCAGUGGUUACUGAAUCAGUCUCAAAAUCGUGUUCCUCCGCAGAAGUGAAAGAUGAAGAUGCUGCAAUCGCAGCUGUGAUUGAUGCAGCUGAACUUAAAUGGGAAGAGCAGUCAUUUAGGAGAGGACAAGCUCCUGGAAGGUUUACAUCAGGACGCCAUAAUGGCCAUGGAUCAUCAGAAAGGGAGGCACCUCCACCAGGCUAUGUGUGCCGCAGCUGCGGAGUUGCAGGCCAUUUCAUUCAACAUUGCCCACAGGAAAACCAGACGCCUCCACCUGGCUACACCUGCUACAGAUGCCGGGUUCCAGGGCAUUUUAUUCAGCACUGCCCAACCAUUGGCGAUUCCAAAUUUGACAACUACAAAAUGGCUCGGCCAGUUGCCCCGGUCGUAUCUCCAAAUCCUGCUGAUGACAUUCUAUCCGCACUUGCCCCAGCUGCAUCUGUGAGUGUAGUCGAUGACUUGCCAGCAGAACUCCACUGCCAACUAUGUAAUAAGGUGAUGGCAGAUGCGGUGUUAACAAGCAAGUGCUGCUUCGUCAGUUUCUGUGAUAAAUGUAUUCGAGAUUACAUUGUUACACAAUCGAAGUGCAUUUGUGGAGUCAAGGUCCUUGCAGACUCCCUCAUCCCCAAUCCCACAGUUAGGAGCACAAUCAGCAACUUGUUAGGAACAAGGACUUGCAGCACUGCCAGCGGUACAGGGAAGCACAGAAGUUCUUCAGGAAGCAACGCUGACCCCAAAUCACAGAGCCACACCACCUCGGCUGCUCUGGAAAGGGACGCGAAGCAAUGUAUGGACAACCAGCUAUCGGCAGCUUCUCCCGACGCCCGCCUCCAGGUCGCCACAGAAGGUGAUCAAGUUGACCGCCCUCAGAAGAAUUCUGAUCUGAAGAGCAACACUGAAGGCUCUGCAGGGCGUUCAGCAGAGAAAGCCGUACCUAGUGCCGAGCUCCCCAAACUGAAGGAUGUGAGCGAAUCAACUUUGAAGAACGGUACGAUUUCAGGGAGCUUGGAACAAAAAGUUGCUAGGCCUGAUCAGUUGAAGAAGAAGCGGAAGAAGGCAGACUCAUCCAAGGCCGUUCAUCCAAACAAUGCUGACUAUGGUUACAACGUUCCAUUUGACCCUGCAUAUUGUAACCCUUUCAACGGUGCAUAUCCCAUGGGUCCAUUUGGGGUACCUGAUCCAUACAUGUACGGCUCAAUGGGCAUGCCCUAUGGUGGUUUCCCGAUGGGUCCAUUUGGUAUGAAUCCCUUUGGCAAUAUUCCGCCGCAGGCUCUUGCCAUGCAAGGCUAUCCGCCAAACUAUCAAAGCUGGGAAAACCAGGCCGCGCUACACCGUGAUGCCGAAGCUGCUGCACGCUCAAGGCAGGUCUCCCAGGGAAACGCCGGAGCUGCUGCACGUUCAAGGCAGACCGAGAGGCCACAUGACUCUGGUGCUUGUCCCCGGCCAUCAGAGCGCAACCAGCGCAUGGGUUCUCCUCAAGGCAGAGAGCUGAGGGACAGGCCCCAGUCAAGACCCGAACCAUCAGAGCGCAACCAGUGCUUAGGUUCUCCUCACGGCAGAGAGUCCCGGGACAGGUCCCGGUCCAGAUCUAAGCCAUCAGAGCGCAGCCAGCGCUCGGUUUCUCCUCGCCGCAGAGAGUCGAGGGACAGGUCCCGGUCAAGACCGGAGAGGACUAGUAGGGACCAUGGGCGUUCCGACAGAGGUUCCAGUGACCACCACCACGAGGAUCACCAUGACAGGAAGAGAAUGCGCGUCUCUUCCACCGUCGAUGGUGACACAGAGAGCAGCCAGAGGUCCAGGCACAGUUCUAGGAGCAGCCUGAGGCGCGACGACGUGAGCGACGACGAGCAGAAUUUCAAGAGGAAGUGGGGACGAUGA